This is a messenger RNA of Fomitopsis serialis, 600 nucleotides long. RefSeq lists its product as uncharacterized. The transcript has 4 exons. The record is from RefSeq and is a predicted model, not a curated record. The annotation marks the transcript as partial. NCBI's taxonomy places the organism in Eukaryota, Fungi, Basidiomycota, Agaricomycetes, Polyporales, Fomitopsidaceae.
CAUGAUCUGCACGAAGAUUCGAACACAUUUCAGACUGCUGACGUGCAUAGCAUCGGCGUAUCCGCCACAUCUGGGUGCAGCAUGGCGUACUCAUUCCAUAUGGAUGUCGCACGAACCGGAGAAGCACUAUAUGACGCACACAAACAAGGACACGAACUCGCAUUGGCAGAACUGUGAACUUUGGAGUGUGCUUCUUGCGAGAAGUACCUGCAUAAACAUGCUGCCGUAACAUUCGACGUCCUGAAUGAACAUUGAUCAUCCCCGCCCUACGUCUAUCGAACGUCGCGCGCAUCCACCAGAUUGUAACAUCAAUAGAUGCAGCUCAGUGGGGCGAAUGCAGGUAGGUGAAUGGUUUUGCAGCUAUUGAACGUGGUCAGAAGCGAGGGACGACGAAACUUCGGAGUGUCGAAGGUCCCAGACCGCGUGUCGGACCAGGCAUUGCCACGCCGAGGAACGCAUUGAAGUGCGAGCGGUGCAAAGACGAAGAACAGCAGUUGAGAGCCCUAGCAGAGCCGGAGAAGAGCCAGGGAGGGUGCGAGGCGGGGGCUCUGGCAGCUGUGGCAGGACGAGCACGGUGGCUGCGAGGAGGAGGCGGGCGCC